CGUGACAAAAGCUGCCACCCACGCACGAUAUCAGCAACGCAAAACAAAAACAUCGUAGUGAAUGAUUCCAGCUCGCUGUGGAAAAUUUACGUUUCUCACUACAGUUCAUUAAUCCUGGUUAAUUAAAUUAAAAAUAAGUGGUAAAACAGUGAAGUAGUGAAUCGGAAACAGAUCCCGGAAUCAUGGAAGCGGCGGCAUUGAACCGAUUGCUUGGCGAAGAUCGAUCCCAGCUGGGGCCGGGUCUGGAACAGUUCAACAAACAGCACCAGCAGAUUUUCAACUUUUCCCAUCUGACCACCAGCGGCCAGUGGGUGCUGCUGUGGAAUCGCCUUUUCGAGCUGCUGGCCGACCCUGAAAUGCCCCACCGGGUGGAGUGUCUGGUGGCCAUUAAGUUGCUGAGCCGCGAUAAGACGUAUCUGAAUGAUACGGUUCGCGAGGAUCAACUGGAUUGUUUGCUGGGUUUGGCCGGAAUCGGGGCGUUGGGGGAUGUGCGGUUUACGGCUGGAGAGGAGGUGCAGAUAGAGGCACUAAAGUGCCUGAGCAAUUUGAUAUUCCAGAGCAGCAAGUGCCAGGAGCUGUGCCUGAGAAAUGCUUCCACCGAGGGCAUUAUGAGGAGGAUCAAAACCUACAAGGACGGAAACGUGUGCUACGAUAUUCGAUACUUCGACAUGAAACUGCUGUUUCUGCUGACCGCCAUUAAUUGUGAUAUUCGAGCCAAAGUGAGGGAAGAACUUCACGGAUUGGUUUAUUUGGUGGAAACGUUGGAUCUCUUCAUGGGACAGGCUGCCGAGGAAAAAGAGUUCAGCGACAAAGAUGUCGAACUGAUAAACGAAGUGUUGAAAGUCUUGUUCAACCUCACCGUUCGAACUCCCCUCAAUGCCAUCCCUGAGGAAGAGGAAGCCAAUCAAUUCCACCGGCUAGUCAUCGUUGUGCACGAUCUUUUCUUUUACCGAACUCUGAACAGGGACAAGAUCAUUUCGCUGCAGUCGAAUAUCGUCAACCUGUUGACUAGCGUUCCGGUGAGUUGCUACACUGAACUGCUUACUCCCCUAAAUUCGGACGAUCUGGAUUCGAAAAACGUUGUCCCCUUCGAGGGUAAAAACGUGUACGUACUGCACGUGUUGGUUGAGUUCCUACGGCGAGUUUUCCAGAAAUCAGAGAAGAAGUCCGAUCAAUAUGAAUUGCUAUCUCCAAUCCUGACCGUCCUAAUCAAAACGAUUCGGGCCUCGGCGUUGAAUCGUCGGUACAUUCGGUCGGAGAUUCUUCCGCCGUUAAAGAAUGUUAAAGAUCGGCCGGAGAUCGGAACGGAACUACGUAAUUACCUGUGCUCUCUGCUGACCAGUCAGAUCACUCAGAUCGCUGAUCUGUCCGCAGAACUGCUAUUUGUCCUGUGCAAAGAGAACGUCGGUCGGAUGAUCAAAUACACCGGCUACGGGAAUGCGGCCGGUUUGUUCGCGAACCGUGGAUUGCUGGGCGGCCGCCAGGGCAACACGGAACAGUAUUCGUCCGAUUCGGAGGACAGUGACACGGAAGAGUACAAACAGAUCCAACAUGCCAUCAAUCCGGUGCUGGGAUGUUACGAGCCCCCGAAACCCAAUCCCCUGGAGGGAAUGUCCGAGGAGCAGAAGGAGUACGAAGCGAUGCAGCUGGUGGCGCUGAUGGAUAAACUCCAGCGGCAGGGAAUCGUCCAGGCGUGCAAGAUUGGCGAAGAUGGCCGCCCGCAGCCAGUGGAGCACAUCAUGGAGCUGCAGGACGAAAUCCCCGAACAGCAGCGGGAUCAUAAGCGUAAGACCUAGAGAGAGGGCGGUUUCAAGGUAAGUGUCGUUUGUGUGGUUUCAGUAUUCGGUAGCCAAAUCGUAGCCUGAUGUGUUCCUUUCGGAAAAAGGUGAACCAUUUCGGCGAUUCCAAAAAUUUGUUUGACUAAUGAAAUGUCCAUGAAUUACUAUACGCGUAGGGACGAUGAAGAUGUUCUGAGAUUCUAUUAGAGUUAAGCAGCGAUUGAUGUAGGCAUUUCCUGUUCUUCUGCUAAAUUACAUCUAUACCGAUCUAGAAAGCUUUCAUUUAGAUUCAAAUCGUGAUAUAAAAGUCGUGUCCGUGUGUAGGUGUAGUCAGUAAAAUUUUAUUUAUUAUCUAUUGUUCCGAAGCGAAGUAAUAGAUGCUUUUAGACGUUA
Aedes aegypti (yellow fever mosquito) is the source of this 2171-nucleotide messenger RNA. RefSeq names its product synembryn (gene ric8a). Gene Ontology annotation, biological process: G protein-coupled receptor signaling pathway. The record is from RefSeq and is a predicted model, not a curated record. The coding region runs from base 183 to 1796 and encodes 537 amino acids. The transcript is spliced from 3 exons. Gene Ontology annotation, molecular function: guanyl-nucleotide exchange factor activity; G-protein alpha-subunit binding. Gene Ontology annotation, cellular component: cytoplasm. Lineage: Eukaryota; Metazoa; Arthropoda; Insecta; Diptera; Culicidae.